Messenger RNA from Prorocentrum cordatum, 963 nucleotides. NCBI's taxonomy places the organism in Eukaryota, Dinophyceae, Prorocentrales, Prorocentraceae. The record is from the annotation of a GenBank genome assembly.
CGGCCUGGCGCGCCGCACUCCAACGUCGCCUUCAAAAAGCACUUCGCCAUCAUGCUGAGGGCUAUCGAUCAAGCAGCGGCGGCCGCCGCAUACCACAACCUAUGGGUAGGUGGCCGCGACAACCAGGCCUGCGAGGCCCCACUCUUCUUGGCGGCGCCUCGCAAGGGCAGCGCUCUCAGAAAUGCGUGCUUCGUCGACGACCUCACCGGCUACAACUCGACUGCCAGCGCUGGCGACGAGCACCGGAAGAUCGCCCAGGACAAGGUCACCUUCAUCAAGAUCGAGGGCCUCCCCAUCAAGGUGCAGCUUGUGACCCAGCAGAAAGCCCCCGGGGCCAUCGUCGAGGCGGACGGAGCCAGGGGCCCCGAGAUCUGCCGCAGUGUCAACAGAACGCUCGUAGCGGCAUCCCUGUCCAAGACAAACGCGCCCGACAAGCACGUCACCACCAGCGAGGCGAUCGCGGAGACAGGCGUCCCCGACGUCGAAACGCACAAGACGACAGCCCGACUGCGAUACCUACCGCGGCCCCUGAACCACGCGCCUGCGGUCUUACUUCAGCUACUUGACAGCCAGCGACAACGCGAGGGCACCUGGAGCCACCUGCUCAAGCAGGAUUUCACCUUUCUUCGAAAACACCUCCCGCGAGACAGGUGGCCGAGCAAGAACCGGCACUACAGCGACAUCAUCAGCUGGGCCCGCCAGAGGCCCAAGCACUUCACCAACGCGGUCAAGGCAGCCGCCAAGGCCUACCUGCACAAUAUGCGCGACCAGGCCCAGCUCGCGAAAUUCCAGAAGGAUAUCCAGACGCCCCCGACCUCCUCGAGCACCGCCGAGAUCGACCAGACCGUCGGCGCCUCCGAGACGACAUGCGUCUGCUACGUCUGUGGCCUCGCAGCCACCAAGCAGGGCUUGGCAGUGCACGUAAGAAGGGGCCACCCCGGCCGCGAGAACCCCCGGCGAUAG